GCCCCAGCCCCAGCCCCAGGGCAGAAAGAAAGUGCAGCUUGAGCCGGAAAGCUUAGCUAGUUGGGGUCUGGGGCCCUGGGAGGGCGGGAUCCGGCGUCGAGGCUGGAUCGGCCGCGCAGCCAUGCGGGGCCGGGAGCCCCCAGGACGCUUCACUGUACCGGCGGAGGCGGAGGACUCGGUGCUGGAGCUUCGGCCCCAUGUGGAGCGCAUCUUUAGGGUGCAACUCAGUGUCCUCGGGGAGCCGGAACCUGGGGCCCCCAGCAUUUGGUUGCAGCUGGAGGGCCCUCAGGAGAACGUGGGUAGAGCCAAGGAAUAUGUGAAAGGCCUAUGCAGUCCAGAGCUAUGGGAGGAAGUCAACUAUCCACCAGCCCUCCAUUGUGUCUUCCUUGGAGCCUGCAGCCUCUUCCUGGAUUGUCUCUGCUGGGGUACCUCAGCCCACAUGGUGCCCCAAGCCCCAGGCUCCCUGUUACUGGGGGGCCUGGCUGAAGCCUUCUUCAUGGCCCAGAAUCGGGUAGAGGGGCUGACAAAGAGGCUGGGGUGGGACCCCCUGCCACCUCCAAAGUCCCUGAGGGUCCCAGAGGCUGAAGUGAACAAGGCUUUCCGGGCCCUGCUGGUAGGCCGGGAGGAUGAGCACUGCGGGGCCCUGCUUCGCCUGCCUCUGGCUGUCCAGGAGGAACUCUUGAGGCUGGUGCAGGAAGCUGUAAAAGAUGGGGGAGAUGCAGAAUGGAUGGGCCUUCGUACCCCUCCCCUGGAUGGCUCUUCCAGGCCUCGGCCUGGGAGGAUAUCAGCCAAGCCCCUUUUGGAGCUCAGGGCACUCCAACAGGGCCAGUUCUGUGGGUCACGUGGAGAACCUGGAACGGUCAGCCAGACAGAAGACAGACAGGGUCACGUAAUCAGAGAGGGCAUGACAGUUCUAGAACUAGGAGGGCGCAACAGGGGCAAACGGGUCUAUAGGGAGAUCCCUAAUCUGAUUCCUAACUGCAGGGGGAAUAAACGGCCAGUCAAUUCUCCUUCCUUCAGGGAAGAGAUGCUAGGUUUGAUAAGGCAGGUCUUGGGGGAUGGGUUGAGCCCACUUACCCUCACUGGGCCUCCUACUGGGACUAGUGCUUCGAAGGCUCAAGGUUCCCACAAACCUUCCUCAGAGCCCCGUAUUCGCUGGGGGGACAGUUCCUCCAAGAGGAAGGAAGACCCUCAUGGAAGGAGCUCAGAGGAAGGGUCAGAGCAGUCCAGGGUGGGUUUGUCUUCUGAGAAUUAUACAAAACUGCGCUCUUCCCAGAUCAGGGAGGUAGGGGUAGCACAGAAGCAGUUCCAUAAUCUUGAGACAAAGGCUGCCUUUAAGUCCCAGGCCACAAUUCCAUUUGCUUCCUGGAAGACAGUGAGCUUCCCUGGAACCUGGGGACAAGGUAGUCCCUGCAGACCUUUGUGGCUAGGCCCUCAGCAUUGUGCUGUGGGGCAUUCAACCUUCUGGAGGGUACAGGAUGGACAUUCAUCCUCCUUGCCCUGGGGCCUAGACUGGGGGCGCAGCCUUCCCCACAGUCAACCUAGGCAGGCAACUCCCCUCAAAUUCAAGGUGCAAGCACAGAGUCCUAUCCCAGUGAGACUAGAGUGGAAAAAUAGACCUCUCCUCAGGGACCCCAUCCUGGUGUCACCAUCCUGUAACCCAGGGUGGUGGCAGGUGCUAAAAACGGUCCCCCAGAUGUGCCAGAGACCUGUGACCCUGAUACCUGGGGGCUAUGAUGUCUGCUCAGGGAGCCUGCAGAGAGGAACUCUCGUUGGUGAUUGGGAACCAGGCCUGCUUCCCACUGGGAUUCAUGAACCAAGGCUAGUCACGACCUUUGGGGAGCAAGGACCAGUACAAGAGCUGGUGAGCCCUUUCCCAGAGAUGUCCCUUGCCAGGGCAGAGAUCCUAACAGAUAUCAUUCGAGAUGUGUCUUGUGGUCAGCCCUUUGGCCCUGUCCCUGUCUCGCUGCUGAAGUACUUUGGGGAACCCGAAAGGCAGAGACAGGCAAACUGCCAACCAAUACACUGCUUUGCCAGUGCCCCAGUUUUCAGGGAGAAGCGGAAGAAGAGCAAAUGCCCCAAGAUUGUGAGCAGUGACCAACAUGUGCCAUUCGUCCAUCCACAAGUGAACAACUUGGUGACCAGCUUCCAGCGUUUUCACGAGGCUCUGAGUGUGCCUUUCACCUUGAGCCUUGAAAACAUCCCUGGGAAGCCAGGGCUUCGUCAUAUCAUCAUUGAUGGCAGCAACGUGGCGAUGGUCCACGGUCUCCAGCACUUCUUCUCUUGUCGGGGUAUUGCUCUGGCUGUACAAUACUUCUGGGACAGAGGACAUCGAGAGAUCACCGUUUUUGUACCCAAUUGGAGGCUGAGGAAGAACAGUAGGGUGAGAGAGGGUCACUACUUGACGAAGCUGCAUUCUCUCAGCCUGCUCUCCAUCACCCCUUCCCGAUUCGUGGAUGGCAAGAGAGUCACCUCCUAUGAUGACAGGUUUAUGGUGAAGCUAUCAGAGGAGACAGAUGGGGUCAUUGUCACCAAUGAUCAGUUCCGGGAUUUAGUGGACGAAUCAAAGAAGUGGAUAGGAAUCAUUAGAGAACGUCUGCUGCCUUUCACUUUUGUGGGGAAUAUCUUCAUGGUUCCGGAUGACCCACUAGGCCGGGAUGGCCCCACCCUGGACACAUUCCUGAGGAGAACAGAUGGGUUGGAGUUGGCUGUUAGCAAUUUCCUGAAGGUCUGGGAGACAAAGCCUCCUUCUAAAGCUUCCUUUCUCCCCAUAAAGGCCAAGGGACUUCAGGGUAAGAAACAUUUAAAGAGGGGCUGCUCCGGACCCCAGCAAAAGGGGAAGGUGAAGAAGCUGACGGAGGGUGUAGAGAAACUGAUGGUCAAAGAAGAAGACGCUCUGGACGCUUGCCUGUCCACGGUUUUCCAAGAGGAGUGCCCCUUCCUUUCAGAUGAUAUCCUCCGGUAUUUUAGCCUCCAGGACAACACCUCUGAGACCUCCCUCUCCCCCUGGAGAGGCUCCUCUCAACUUGAUGUCCCUUGGGGCGGGGCAGGGCAGCCCACAUGCCAGAGGGUCCUGGACCACUUGGCCCAGCUGUCGGUGCCAACCAGCUUCUCUGCUCUCUCCUUCUUCGUGGGGUUCAUGGGAUGCCACAAAGAUGUGAUCCCCCGCUACUCCUCGCUUGUUGCCCCGCUCCAUGGCCUCCUCAAGAAGAAGACGCAGUGGCAGUGGACCCCUGAGCACUCCCAGGCGUUCCUAGCCCUGAAGCAGGCUCUGGUGUCAGCCCUCUCCCUGGUGCCCCCUGAUCCCCAGCUACCCUACCGCCUGGAGGUGGCAGUGAGUGAGAGGACCUUGGCUGCAGUACUGACGCAGGAGCGGGCUGGCCUGCGGCGCCCCAUUGCUUACACCUCCAAAGCCUUGCUCCCCCAGGAGGGCAAGGCCACCCUGAGCAGAGGGGGUGGCCUCUGUGCCCUGGCCUGGGCUGUGAGGCGAUUUGCCCCCUCUCUCGGAUCUGUCCCUGUUGUUCUGGAAGCCUCCUAUACCUCCGGGGACUCCGCAGGCCCUGAGCAGAGGGAGAGUCUGGACACUUCUGACACAUGGCUGGCCCGGUGGUCCCUCCUGGUGCAGGAUAAAGACCGGAGGACCUUGGGCACAUCCUUCCUCCCCGGGCCUCUGGGGGACAGUGGGCUCCCUAUGCCUACUCCUGAUUCGUUGCCUCAGUUUUUCCAGAUAUUGCCACCCUUUUCUGACUUAUCCUCCUUUGUAUGCAUUUAUACCUCGGGGUAUUGUUUUUAUCAGGACACCGAGUGGUGUGCGGGCUUUGGGUUGUACGUCCUGUCUCCUGACAGUCCCCCCCUGUCCCUCUCUUUCUCUUGUUCCCCUCAUACACCAACCUAUGCCCACCUGGCUGCUGUGGCUUGUGGCCUCGAGCGCUUUGUUCAUUCCUGCAUCCCUCUGGUCUUUCUCGUUAAUUGUAGCUGGCUGUUCAACAUCCUCAUCGAUCUCCUUCCUCUCUGGCACUCCCGUGGGUUUUUGUCUUCCGAUGGGGCCCCACUGCCUCACCCAGCCCUGCUCUCCUAUAUCACUUCCUUGGCCUCCAGCCUCCCCACCUUGCCCUUCCUCUUCAAAGCCUCCUACAAGGGGGCCCUGUUCAGCGUGACGGUGGAGGCUCUGGCCAAACAGGGUGCCCAAGGAUCGGGGCCCCUGUGGAAGUUGCCAAGGCAUAUCAUGCCUUCUGUGGGAGUGGCAGCCAGUCCCUUGGGCGGGGGGCCGAAUCUACAGGCGCUGCAGGAGAACGAUGCCAUUUUGUUAGAAGCCAUUUGUCAGCUGCAGGCUGGAUGCAGACUUCCCGGACAUUCACCCCUCAAGCCUUUUGAACCUGGAAUCAGUUUUGUUAAGGAGUGCAACCUGCUCAUGUAUGGAGAGAUGAAGAGGCCCAAGGUCUGGGUUGUCCCGGAGCAAAUCCGGAAGGAUCUGAUUUAUUCUGUGCAUGAUGUCCCUCCUGGCCCCCACGCUGACCCAGAGGAGACCCUCAGGAGGGUGAGGAUGUUAGGCUGGUGGCCCAAGAUGUAUGGGCAAGUGAGGGCCUAUUGCAAGUGCUGUUUGUUCUGUACCUCGAUCAACAACCUGAGCAAGGAGUCCAAAUGCAUGCGGACCCAGUGGCCCUCAACACCGGCAGUGCCGUGGUCUAAUCUUCAGAUUGAUGUGAUCGGGCCUGUGCCUGCCAGUGAGGAAGGCCACAGGCACGUGCUGAUUGUGGCCGACUCCUGCUCCUCCUGGACAGAAGCUUUCCCCCUGAAGUCCUUCACGCAGAUGGCAGUGGCCCAGGUGCUGCUCCAGCAGGUGUUUUCCCGGUGGGGCUUGCCAUCGAGGCUGGAAGCGGCCCAGGGGGCUCAGUUUGCAAGACACGUCCUGAUGAGCUGUGGCUUGGUGCUGGGAGCCAAGCUGGGCAGCAUCUCUGGGGAUAUCCAGCCCGCCGAACUAAGGGAUGGGAACUCAAACCAGGCCUUUAAGAAUUUGUUGAAGGAGUUUAUCAUCCUUCAUGGGAAGAACUGGGCCAGUUGCCUGCCCCUUCUGCAUAUGGCCUUUAGAGCCUUGGAGUCUGGACCUACCCCUUUUGCAGUUGUGACAGGGAGUGAGAUGAGACUGGCUGAAUCUUUGUGGUGGGAGCUCAGCGGGGCCCAUGUAGAAGGGCUGAAGAUGGAUGUGUUCUUACAGCAGUUGAAAAAUAACAUCAUAGAAAGUCAACUGCAGGCAGCUGUGGCUUCUGGGGACCAGUCUGCCAUGGCCCAGAGUAGCUACUUGCAGCAGGAAGUCCAGGGAAAGGAGUGGAACGUGGGAGACCAAGUUCUGCUUUUGAACUUCCCCAAACCUGGCACGGCUCGGUGGGUCGGACCCUACUAUAUUGUAGACAGGCUGAGUCUGUCUCUGUAUAGGGUCUGGGGUUACCCAACUCCAGGGAAGCUGGGAGUCACAUACCCCACUAAUUUGAUGAGGUCGUAUCCCCAGGGUGGUGCCCCCUUACCCUCAGUGAUAUUAGAACAAUUGGAGUAAGCCACUGCCUCCCCCUUUGGAAUCAGGGAGGGAUGACUUCUCUCUCCCCCUAUUCCUCAUUAUUCAUACACAGCUUCUCCUGAGCUUUUGCUAAAGAACCAAUUUAAGAGUAUUUUAAAGAAAUUUUCUCCCUUGGUUCCCCUGGCAACUUUGCCUGCGGUAGUGUAUGCAAUGUUUGUUACUGGGUUUGGCUCAGCCAACCUUUUCCUUCCUUUCAGAACCAUUCCCGAAUCUCAUCCAUGACAGGCUCACCUGUCCCCAGGAUCUCUGAGUAGGAGCCUGACCAAACCAGCCCCUCUCCUGGGGAGAGAAGUCCCUGCAGGGGUUUCUUACUUCAGCUAUUUCAGUGGGGGAAUCUUCUGAUGCUGAUUUUUGCCAGGAUGUCUCAGAACCGAGUGGGCUGAAUGAGAACAGUGACCAUGGAUGGGGUGCAAGCUUUUUUUUUUUUUUGGUCAGACUGCAUGUUUACUUAACUUAAGCCAUACUUAGACCCAAUCAGUGAUCCUGUCAAGACUGUCCCCAGUCCCAUUCAGAAUAUUCAUGUUGAAGUCUUUGAUGGUGCUAGAUCCAAAGGGAUCCUACUUAAAAAUCUUUGGAGCUGGAGCUGGAUUCUCAUCUAGUUACAAGUGGCUUUGGGUCAGAAUAUACCAAAAAAAAAGUAGUAUUCUGACUUCUCAAAGCUCAUUAAUGGAAAUCUCUGGUCCAAGAGGCCUGAGUGUGGAAGAAUAGCUAAGAGUUCUGAGAAGGAACUCUUUCCUACUCAUUUUGCUACAAAUCCCUUAGUCUCAUUCUGGGAGAGUUUCUGCACUAAGGAAAUGUUAUUGAUAAGUAUGGGGUCACUAAGCCAGGAAAGCUUGCCUUGACUUAUCCAAGAAGUUCAAUACUUUGUCUAAGAGUUAGUAAAGUUGAGUCCUCUGUUGCUAUGGCAAUAAGAACACUAGAACUCUGCGUCUUCCCUUGCACCUGACCCUCCUCCUAGUCUCAAAGACACUCAGUGUUUGUGAAAUAGCUUUGCAUUGUACUGCGUGAAUGGGACUUUUUGCUUGUGUCUUCUAUA
Molecule: messenger RNA, 6608 nt
Organism: Sarcophilus harrisii (Tasmanian devil)
Lineage: Eukaryota; Metazoa; Chordata; Mammalia; Dasyuromorphia; Dasyuridae
Gene: NYNRIN
Product: NYN domain and retroviral integrase containing
Exons: 8
Coding region: 122-5551 (1809 amino acids)
Biological process (GO): DNA integration
Cellular component (GO): cytoplasmic ribonucleoprotein granule; nucleus
Molecular function (GO): mRNA binding; RNA-DNA hybrid ribonuclease activity
Source: RefSeq, a predicted model, not a curated record